Indicator indicator is the source of this 977-nucleotide messenger RNA. RefSeq names its product regulator of calcineurin 2 (gene RCAN2). Gene Ontology annotation, biological process: calcium-mediated signaling. Gene Ontology annotation, molecular function: nucleic acid binding; calcium-dependent protein serine/threonine phosphatase regulator activity. The record is from RefSeq and is a predicted model, not a curated record. Gene Ontology annotation, cellular component: nucleus; cytoplasm. Lineage: Eukaryota; Metazoa; Chordata; Aves; Piciformes; Indicatoridae. The coding region runs from base 1 to 732 and encodes 243 amino acids. The transcript has 4 exons.
AUGAGGGGAGACUUGUACUUCUUUGGAAUGAGAGGCCUUGGUCACUAUGGCUGCAUCCCAGAGGAUGGAGGACAGUUCUUACUCUACUCUCUAAAUGGAGACAACAGUUUGAAGAGAUGUUUUGCAGAGGAAGAUUUUAAUGAAAUAAUUGACUUCAAUGAUCUCCCGAAUUCUCUCUUUGCUUGUAAUGUUCACCAGUCUGUGUUUGAAGAUGAGGACAGUAAGGAAAAAUUUGAAGGCUUGUUCCGUGCCUAUGACGACUGCGUGACAUUCCAGCUGUUUAAAAGCUUCAGGCGUGUGAGGAUAAAUUUUAGUAGUCCCAAAUCAGCUGCUCGUGCCAGAAUAGAGCUGCAUGAAACACAGUUCAGAGGGAAGAAGUUAAAGUUGUAUUUUGCACAGAUUCAGACCUCUGAGACAGAUGGAGACAAGCUUCAUUUGGCACCACCACAGCCUGCAAAACAGUUUCUCAUCUCGCCUCCAGCCUCCCCACCUGUAGGGUGGCAACCAAUAGAUGAUGCAACACCUGUCAUCAACUAUGACCUCCUUUAUGCAGUUUCAAAGCUAGGACCAGGAGAGAAGUAUGAGCUGCAUGCAGGAACAGAAUCCACUCCCAGUGUGGUAGUGCAUGUCUGCGACAGUGACAUGGAAGAAGAUGAGGACCCAAAGAAUUCUCCAAAGCCAAAAAUCAUUCAAACUCGACGCCCUGGUCUGCCACCUCCUGUAUCUAACUGAGCCUCUUGGCAGAAGCAGCACUUCUCUCCUCCAGCACAGCUCUUGGUUUUUGUUUGCUUUGUUUUGUUGAAAGGCAUCCAUUGCCUUUUGAGUACCAGGACAUUAAACUCAUUGAAAUCCCUUCACAAUAAUCAAGCCUAUGUAAUUAAAGGGCUAGGAAAAAGAUCUUUAUAUAUGUAACCAUAUCACACACCAACUAAUAUUUUUUUUUCUGGAAAGGACAAAACAGGGCUGAAAAAAACCAA